AUCGCCCCCUGCAGGACGGUCAGGGCCACGGCGGGGCCGGUCUACAAAGGCGUCUGCAAGAACUUCUCCAGGUCGCAGGGUCACGGCUACAUCCGCCCCUCGGACGGCGCCGAGGACAUCUUCGUGCACAUCUCUGACAUCGAGGGGGAGUACGUGCCCAUCGAGGGGGACGAGGUGACCUACAAGGUGUGUCCCAUCCCGCCCAAGAACCAGAAGAUCCAGGCGGUGGAGGUGGCCAUCACA
Messenger RNA from Lepisosteus oculatus (spotted gar), 243 nucleotides. The record is from RefSeq and is a predicted model, not a curated record. NCBI's taxonomy places the organism in Eukaryota, Metazoa, Chordata, Actinopteri, Semionotiformes, Lepisosteidae.